Molecule: messenger RNA, 4136 nt
Organism: Penaeus vannamei (Pacific white shrimp)
Lineage: Eukaryota; Metazoa; Arthropoda; Malacostraca; Decapoda; Penaeidae
Source: RefSeq, a predicted model, not a curated record
GGGAGUUAUAUGACUUUGAAGAUACAAUUAAGUAUUGCGCGUCAAUGCAUGGAACAAGUGGAAAUUCUUUUUAUGUGACGAUAUCCAUCUUUUCGUAAAAGUGAAUAGAACUUGAGUUAACGAUCUGAAUGUUAUUUGUAUUACCUAAUAUUUCAAGAUAUUUAACAAAUUGUUAAUUCAACUUGAAUAUGUAUAUUUAAAAGUUAGCGCUAAACAAAAUACUAGAUAUAUAAAUUAUAUGAACAGAUAAGCAAUAAGUACCAUUCCAGUUAUUAAUAACAUUUCCUCUCUCUCUCCCUCUGGAAUGAUAGACAUAUAUCGAUAUGAAAAUAUAAUUCCAGUAAAAACUUUAUACCCGUAAUCCCUCUUCAAAAUAAACAAACUGUAUGCAAGACACAAAACAUCCAAUAUAAUGUCGUUGUUUCCAGCCUAUGCAGACCCUGAUGCGAACAGUGAAGGCAAGUCAAUUGAAAAACAGCCUCUACCAUGGCAGACCAAUGAAAGCUGCCCUCCAGAGGUUGGACAGCCAGUUCCUAUCCCCCCAGAACAGAGAGAGACAUCAGAGAAUACAGAAACUGUACCCUGUGAGGAGAUAGCAAAAUCCCCAAAAACAGUAAAGAAGAAGAAGAAAAAGAAGAUAAAGAAAAAAAAAGCCAGGUCAACAUCUUCAUCCUCAUGUGAGUCCAAAUCAAGUCACAGGAUAAGGAAAAAGAAAGAGAAAGCCAGAAGUGAGUCCAGCUCCGAGUCAAAGUCAAGAUCGGUAACACCAAGACGUAGAAAUUACAGGUCUGCUUCUCAUGGGAAAGAAAGUAGAUAUAGAUCACAGUCAAGAUACAGUUCUGAAUCAAGAUCAAGUUCUCAAUCUAGAUCAAGAAGUAGCAGGUCUAAAUCAAAACCUCGAGAAAGAAGGAAAAGGAGAUCUAAAUCAGGGUCAAGGGAUCAGUCAUCAAGAAGGAGAAAAGUCAGAUCAAGAUCAAGAUCAGGAAGCUGGGAGGCUAGUUCAAGAUCAAAGGACAGAAGGAGUUACAGAUCUAGAUCCAGAAAGAACAAAAGAUCAAGGUCAAGAUCAAGAUCAAGAAAUAGAAAGUCAAGUACAAGAAAACGGUCUCAGUCUAGGGAUAGGAGGAGGUCAAGAGGUAAACGAAGCAAACAAGAAUCAGUUCUGAGAGAGGAUAAACAAUUAAAAAUCUCAUCAAGUUAUCAAUUAGGAAAAUUAAACAUCCAUUUUGAUAUUUUGCUUAAUGAUUAUUCUAAAAAUUCUAGUAUAUAUUUUAUGUCAUACAGACAUGAGAAAUUGUUAUCUGGGAACAAGAGUGUAUUCCUAGAAGACCUGAAAGGCUUAGUCCGACCUGAAGAGGCGUUCUACAUCAACGUACGAGGAGAAACUGACAAUAAGACCUUUACCUCAACGCAUUUUUCACAACUAGCCAGUUACAAGAUGAAAAUGAGAGGCAUACUUGGAGAUUUAAAGCAAAAUAUUGGGAAACCAAAAAAGAGAGCUCUCAGAUACUUCAGGAAAAGUGCACAACCAUCAUUAUAUGCAGAUAGCACAUUUAUCAAAAGGUUACCAACAUGCAACAGAGAUGAUGAAGACAAGGAUGCUGGUUAUAUACCAGUUCAACUUACCUUUGAAGAAGCAAAGCUCAUAAAGAAAGAAACCCAGCCAUCACAUGCAGAUCCUCUAGGGAUAUAUGACAGCAAAACACAGGAGUACUUGCAUGGAAUAGGUGGUCCAGAUCAAGAAGAAAAUACAAUCCAAGAUGCAGAAUAUGAGUACUGGCAAAAUCAGGCUAAAGCUUUUAAUGAAAGAUUGGGCAAAGAACCUACCAAUGUGUCUCUGUGGCUGGAAUUUGUACAUUUCCAGGACAAAGCUCAUGUUCAUCUGUUUUGCAAUGAAGAAACAAGUGAAAAGAAUGAGAAGAAGAAGAAGAUGAAUCAGAGAGCAUUAGCUGAGAGGAAGAUUUCUAUUUUGGACACUGCCAUAAAAAAGAAUAUUAAAUCCACUGAAUUGCAGUUCGAACGCCUUGACAUUGGACAGCAUAUCUGGGAUGAUAAAAAAUUGAAGCAUGAAUGGGGUACUUUCUUAUUUAAUUUUCCAAACAAGAUAAAAGUUUGGCAUCAGUACUUAUCAUUCUCACAGACCCAUUUUACAUCAUUUAAUUUAUCAUCAGUUGUCAAAACAUUUGCAAAGUGUACAGAAAGAUUACAGCAAAUACAAAGUGGAACAUUUUUAACACAUGCAGCACCACCUAAUAUAGGAAAGUGCAUGAUAGAUGUGGCUGUCCAAUUGGCACAUGUGUGGCGGCAAGCUGGGUUUAUGGAAAGAUCAAUUGCUCUGUUUCAGGCACUUAUAUUUUAUUUUUCCCCUGCUCAUGCAAGAGAUAAGAACAUGACAUUAGAGGCAAGACUGGCCUUUUUUGAGCCAUUUUGGGAUUCAAGAGCACCAAGAUUUGGGGAAGAUGGAUCUUGUGGGUGGGCACAAGUUGUGGAAAAAAAGCAGCAAGUAGAAUUUCCAGAAGUUAUUCUAGGAGGAACACAAGACGAAGAGGAUGAAUUAUUAGCAGGUGGCGGCAGUACCUCUAGACUGUGGUUAAUGCUAGAAACCUCGAGGGAGAGACGACAUUGGUUGCCAUGGGAAGGUGACCCAGAAGAGUGUGAGGACCCAGAGAGGAUGGUUUCAUUUGAAGAUUUGGAACCUCAUAUUUUUGGCCUAGAAGAUCCAAAAGAUCACUUUUACAUGAUACUGCAGUUUUUCAAAUUUAUUGGAGUACCAAAUAUAAACCAGUUUGUGCCAUCAGCUCAGGAGAGAGACUUGGCAAAAAGCAAAAUUCAAAAUAGUGAGGUCAAUGAUAUAUUUCAGCCACUCACUCUCGAAAGUCUUCUUGAUAUCCAUUUAUUUGGUACUUGUUUACAAUUUGAAAAGAAUGUCAAGGCUGGUGAAUUUUUUAAAUUUUCUGCCAUUGGACCAUCAUUAGGAACAAUGCUAUGCCAAGAUUACUAUAGAUUUGUGUGUCAAGCUGUAUUACAAGUAUCUAAUAUGUUUCCACAACCACAGAGAACCAGUUUGAUACUUUUAUAUAUAAGAAUCCUCGGGUUGCGCUAUUCAGCUUUGAAGAGGAAUAUCAAAGAGAAGGAAAAGCUCAGGCAGUUUGGAAAAGAUAUAAAGAAGCAAGUAAAAAAGCUUGUGAAAUCAGAAGAGUUUAGAUCUUCUCUUGUGAUUUAUGAGGAAUAUGCUAAACUAGAAGAAGUUAUGGAGCACUUUGAUGAUGCAGAAAAUGUAUAUGUUAUUGCACUUACAGCUGGAACAGCCACAGGUAGUGCACUAGACAUUUCAAAUCCAAAUUUUAGUACUAUUGUAAGUCUGUUUACUGCUUACAUGAAACUUCAGAUGGAUAGAGAAAUCAAAACAAGUAGUAACAGAUUUAUUAACAAUAUAAUCUAUUCUCUUUGCUCAUUGGUCAAUGAUGGGAAAUUCAUAGCUGGAAAUGGUGUCUCAGCUCCAGGUGGAAGCAUCUUAAAAGCAAAAAGAAAGCUCUUUGAGAUACAAGAAUCAUAUACUAAUACUUCAUUUGAGGCAUGCAAAAUAGGUGAGAAAAGUGACAUGGAAAGGCUACUUGCAAGUAAAGUUAUUUUCUUUCUUAGUGUGAUCCAGUUGCUUACUGUUGGAUUCAAACCUGCAUGCUUAAUAUUUGAAACAGUUAUUGAUAAAAUUAAUGGCAUCUUUAAGGAACCAGUGGAAGUGAAACUAGAAGAAAUUACUUUACCAGAUGAACAAAAAUCUAUAAAAAUGGCCAGCUGUAAUCAGAAUUCAAAUAAAGAAAAGAAUAGAAAAAAAAUGCUUGAAACUCUCUAUGAAGAUUAUCUCUGGUUAAUUAAUGUUUCUUCCAAGCUGGAUAGCAUCAUCAGAGAUGGAAAAAUGGCACCUGCCAUUCUAAGACCACUUCUUGCCGAUGCUGUUAAAAGUGCCCCAGAGAACCCAAACUUCCUGGUACUACUCGCCCAGAAUCAGAACUGGCGAGACCUGCUGGGUGGAAUAAACAGUCAUCCAAAGAAAAUCCCUUCCAUUUUGACUCUGGUCUCCAGGCUUCUCCCUCACCUUCAUAAAACACUUGCAGAUAUUGCCAAUACGGAGGAAG